Molecule: messenger RNA, 6570 nt
Organism: Symbiodinium sp. CCMP2592
Lineage: Eukaryota; Dinophyceae; Suessiales; Symbiodiniaceae
Source: the annotation of a GenBank genome assembly
AUGGUCUCGUCGUUCGAGCAGUUCGUCAUUUGGAUAAAUCACAGUUCUGUAGGACAGUCGCGGAAGCGAUACGGGUUCCUGCGGGUGCAGCUGAAGUUGCCGGAGCAGUUUGAGCUGGAGAUCGAUCAGCCGGAGUUUUCUGAAGAGGCUGCAGACGAGGUGCUCCCAGAGUUCUCAAAGGAGAACUCCGAGCUGCGCGUCAGCGUGAAUGUAAAGCGCAUCAGCACUGUGAGCCUCCCCCGGCUCAGCUUGAUCAGCGGUGCCAGCUUCGAGGCGGACCCUGCCUCAGCGAUCCAAGGGCCACCCUGCCUGCUGGCGCGGCUGUCGCAAUCGAGUGGGCGGCAAAGCACGGGCAAAGGGACUCAGCCGCUCGACGCACCUCGAACUUCAGGAAUCACCGAGAAGCUCGUCCUCAAGAGCCGCUGGAGCAAGGAGAUCAAGACCAUUUCCACAAUGGGCACGCAGCUGCUGGAAGAGAUGCACCAGACGGCACAUCGCGAGUCCGCUGACGGCCGCUACCGUCGCCAAAAUCAGGCGCGGCGGACCAUAUUCGACAGGGCGCGUCCGCGGUGGCUUCCGCUGCAUCCCGGUUCUUCUGUUCGGCUGACUUGGGAUGCCCUGGCCCUGGUUCUGCUGUUCUACGAUGUGGUCUACAUCCCUCUGGGAGCCCUCGACCCUCCCAGUACUACGUUCACCGACGUGCUGGAGUGGUUUUCCCUGGUCUUUUGGACCCUUGACAUGGUCAUGACCUGUCUGUCGGCAUACUAUUACAAGGGCGAAAUCGUGACCGAGUUCCGACGCAUUGCGAAGAACUACCUGAAGACAUGGUUUUUCUUGGACGUCGUGGUGCUGGCACCGGAGUGGAUGGAGCGACUGGGCUCCGCCGGCGAAGAAUCAGGCGAGGCCUUCAAGAUCAUCCGGUCCUUCCGAUUCCUGCGCACGCUACGGCUGCUACGGCUGCUGAAGCUCCAGAAACUCUUGGCUAUGGUCUAUGACUUGAUCGACAGUGAGUUCACGUUCAUCAUGUUCACAUGCAUCCGCCUGAUCUUUUUCAUCGUUGUCCUGAACCACUGCAUUGCUUGCGUGUGGUACUGGGUUGGGAAGUCAUCGCUUGAGGGCGGCUAUGAUAGCUGGAUGAACAUAGGUGGCGUGCCCAUCAUUGAGGCCAGCUUCCCAUACCGCUACACUACGUCGAUGCAUUGGAGUUUAACUCAGUUCACACCUGCUUCAAUGGAGAUUUCGGCUCGAAACACUGGCGAACGAGUAUUCUCGAUCAUGAUCCUCUUCUUUGCGCUCAUCGUUUUCUCCUCCGUGAUCGGCCAGGUGACCAGUUCUAUGAUGUCUCUUCAGAACAUGCAGGCCUUGCGCGAUGAGUUUACUGGCCAGCAGCAGAAAGCAGUUUUGGCUCCUCCGGCGCUUCCUGAACGCUCGCAAGGCGAGGUGCCCAAGAAGAGCCGCAGUCGGAUCAUCCGCUUCCUGGAGCAGCGCGUGCCGAAAGAAAGUCAGAAAGUGCAGCAGAGGGACAUCAAGAUCCUAUCUCUGCUAUCGGAGCCCUUGAAGGACUUGCUCGCUUGGGAGCUUCAUCGAAGGCUUCUUGGGCGCCAUCGGCUCUUCUACAUACUUCAUGGGGCCAUCGAGGCCAUGAUGAUGAGGGUGUGCAGCGUCGCCGUCUCCGAGUCGACCUUGGCAGAGCAGGAUGAACUCUUCCGUGCCGGUGAGAGCGCCUCGCACAUGACGUUCGUCCUUUCGGGGCACUUCCACUAUCAGCCGGGUGCUCGUGAUGUAUCGCAGCGGUUCACAGCCGUCAAGACGGGUGAGCCCAAGACUUACCCAGAUGCGCAUGUCAGUGUACUGGGCAACCAGCCAGCGCUUCAAUGCAAUGUUGUUUCAGUCAUACGGCUCUGUCAUCUGGACCCUGGCAAGUUUGCAGAUGUCAUGCAGGCAGGGCGCAUAUUUGGCGCAGACCUUAGCAUCUGCGCACAUCACGGGCCGUGGAACUUCUGCAAGCAGUACGCGUUGGGCUUUCUUGAUGCCCUCAACAACCUGGAGCCUCGGCUUUGGAAGGUGCGAGUCAUCACCCGGCAGUGGCUGGUCUUUCACCAGUUUGAUGUGGCCUUGAUUCAGGAGCACCACCUUUCGGAGAGGGCCUUUCAUGCUGAAACGGUGGCCCUCGCCAAGGCAGGCUACCAUGUCCAUGGCCAGCAUUCCCCUGUUCGCAAGCGGGAGAUUGGGGGUGUGAUGGUGUGUGUUAAGUCGCAUUUGCAGGCCAGACACGUUCACACCUUUCAGGAUCCUGAAACGGGCUGUGGUUUCGUAGCUGUCGCUAUUCGGGUGACGGGUUUCGACUUAGCCCUCUUGUCGCUGUAUCUUGAGUCAGGCAGCACUUUUGAAGGCCGGGCCAAUACCUUGGUCCUGUCCAAUAUGUAUGCAGUGAUUGCCUCGCUCAAGUGCCCGUGGUGCGUGGUUGGAGACUGGAACCUAGACCUCCAGCCAAAUUUGCGCUCCAUCACUGACUCCUUUGACCCUAUUCUUGAUGACCAGCGCAAUUUGCAACCCCCGGUUGUGUCACCGCAGAGGGUCACCCUCCUGGAAAUCGAGGCUUGUGACCCCGCCUCCCUCGCCUUUGCGGAGUUUUCUGCCACCGCUGAGGCCUCAGGUUUACUCGGUAGGACCAUGGGCAGGGGGGUAAACUUGCCGACGAUUCGUCAGCCGGCCGUGUCGCAACCCCCCAAUGACUACCAGUGGUUUGGUCACGAGCACUCUGUCUGGUCCCAGCUCGCAGGCCGGUUCAAGGCUGGGGGGCCGCCCAAUGAAACCCUUUCCCUGCUCUCCAAGCUCGGCCCUGAGCAUCAUCAAUGGGCAGACGAAGCCCGGGACACUGUUUCAAAUCAUCGUGACCUCGCGGCCCUGAGGUCCCAUGCUGAGGCGCAGGCCAAGCUUGCUAAGACCGCUCAGCAGGGAGCGCAGGCGGAGUCAUAUCAACAAUGGCUGUUAGGAGCCCUGUCGGCUGGCAUGGGGCCGGUGUAUCGUGCUCUUAAAAGCCACGAACAGACUCUCGCCCGGCCCUUUCGGGACCAGUCGGCCCUUGCCCGGGCUUACUGUCGCAUGGAGUUCUGGAGCCGCAUCUGGGAUGCGUCAAUUGUGCCGCCGCAGCCUCACCUGUCUGCAGAGCGCCUCGCCUUAAGGGCUGAGGCCCUGCAGCAGGCGCAGGAUCUGUCACCGCUAUCUUGGGAGCAGGUCAAGACAGCGUGCCUGGCCACGGGCAACAAGAAGGGAGGCCUUGAUGGUUGGUCGUACAAGGCUCUGCGUAACCUCCCUGACUUCUGCUACCGACAGCUUGCGGGGCUCUUUCGUCUUGCUGAGACGGACCUUACUUUGCCGCUUCAAAUGCUUACGGUGCAGGUCGCCCUUCUUGCAAAAACCCCAGAAAAAGAGCGCCCCAUAUCUCUCACAUCGGUCCUUUGGCGAGUGUACAGCAAGCUGCGACGCCCGCUCCUGGAGAGCUGGUUAAAGGAGUACGCGGCCUUUGCCCCUUUCGACUCCGCCACCCCAGGACACACUUCCCUUGACCCAGCACUUUCUCGCUUGAUCAAGGCAGAAGAUCAUAAGUUUCGCAAAGUUACUUUCAUAACUUUGUUCGUUGAUCUUGAAGGUUUCUAUGAUGGGGUAGAUUUUUCUCGACUGAUAUCACAGGGCAAAGCUUUGUCAUUUCCACCCUUGCUUUUGGAACUUAGUCUUCAGCUUUACAAUGGGCCUCGUUGUCUCCAUGGCGAGGGGGUCAGCACUGUUGCUUUGUGGCCCCAGAGGGGCAUCCUUCAGGGGUGCCCGUACGCACCCACGGUUGCAAAACUCACCACUCAUGCUCCGCUGCAGGGCAUCUCCCAGCACCGUGGGGUCAGCCAUGCUGAUUUAUGGCUUGAUGACAUCAGUGUCGAUGUGUCUCAUGCUGACCCGGAGGUUGCGGCCUCUUUGGCCCUGUCGGCCUCCAGGAAAUUGGAGGCCCUGCUUUCCGUUGAGAAGCUUCGCAUUAACAAAACCAAAACCAAGUUUGUUGUCAAUAGUGCCAAGGCGGCCAAAGCACUCAACAGUAUGCGUGUUGAAGGCGAUCCUCAGGUUGCUGACUUGGUCCGGGACCUUGGACUUGACUCGGCAGGUGCCAAGCGCAGAAGGGUUACGCAUGCUUUGAAACGCUUCAAGGUCGGCCGUGCCCGAAACCAGAAACUUCACCAACUUGGCACAGGCUGCAAAGCCCACAGGUUGUAUGCCACUUCCAUUCUUACGGCCGAGAUCUAUGGUUGCCAGGGACAGGGCUUGUCCCCCAAAAGGCUCAAGGUCGUUCGCGCAUCCAUCUCCAGGCAUGUUGGGCGGUCCAAGUGGGGCUCUGUCGACGUGUCUCUGGACUGUAUGUCCUUUCGUUGCCAAGACCCAUUGUUGACAGUUGUCCUUGCGCAGGCUGAUGCUUUGUAUAAAAUGUUCGGCCCCUCCACGGCACAAGGCUGGGAAAUCCUAGCCCGCACCUGGAAGGUGGCCUGGACUCGCCAAGAGGCGGCCGUGCAUGGAUGGAAGUGUGUUGCAGGCCCGGUUGCUGCUAUGGUGCAGUAUUGUAUUGAUUUGCGCAUCAAUGUCAGUGAUCCUCUGCGCUGGGUUCAUAGCAGCGGGGUUCUUCUGCUUGAUGUCACCAACCCUGGCCUUUUCCUGUCAGUUCGCCGCUUUCUCACUCAGGUUGUUGCCCUUGAAAGGGCGUCCCGCUUUGGUGCAGUUCCCACUGCCCAAGGUGCCCAGCAAGGAGUUGACUGGUCAGUCCACCGAAAGCUCUUGAAGGUCUCCAAGCCUUCAUCCCCACGAUGGGCCUUUCACGCCGUGUGGCAAGGACGCACCUUGCACGCUGGGAAUGGUCCCAAAGGCUUGGACGACCCCGCAGGUCUCGGCCUCAGCUUUGGAAACCAGGGUGACAGGGCCACCACUGGCAGCUUUGACCUCACAGGUGAUUGCAAGCCGGCUCUCAAAGCCCUGGCCUUUGAGGCUGAAUUCCCUGGUCAGCUUUGGCGCCGCGAGCUCAAUGCCAAAGCAGACACUCUCGCAGGGUUGGUGGAGUCUCCACCCGAUCUAUUGCCAGUGCUUUUCAAUCUGCCAGCACCUUCGGUCAACCCUCCAGCUGGGCCCGUCGCCUCCUCUGCAGCGGCUGCCCCAAGGUUGCCGGAGUGCCAAGGCGAGGUCACUCAGUCCACAGGCAUGCCAGCAGCUGUUCCGCCAGUGAAGCCCAAGGCCCAAGGCCUGCUAAGCAUGGCGCCCAAGCAAGAAGGGCGGCACAUAUCCACGCAACUCCGCCGUGAGGAGCGGGGAUUAUCAUGGAAAUCAGCGGCGACGAUAGACCGACAGCGGGGCCGUAAGAAAGCCCGCAAGCAGAAGAAGCGCCGCGAACAAUAUGAGCACGCUGGCAGGAGAACUGAGGAGGCUUGGCCGCCCCCACCACCUCCACCAGGACCUCGUGCGGAGGCGAGACAUCGUGAAGAUGAAGAGCUGCCGUACGACUUGGAGGAGCCCUCGCCUUCAGGGCUGAGGGCUCCCUCCACUGCGGCUGCUUCCAGCAGCCAGGGCCCAGCACGGGAGGAGCCCUCGCCUUUAGGGCUGAGGGCUCCACCCCCUACGGCUGCUGCAUCCAGCAGCCAAGGCUUACCUUUGCAACGACUUUCAGAAGCUGAAGAGCCACCGGUGGACCAGGACGACUCCAGCAACUGUCUUCAAUCUGACAGCAGUGAGACACCACAGCCUGCAGUCGCGCUGAAAGAUCGCCCAAGUGACUUUGGCCCUCUUCUUCAUGAGGAUGGCCUAAUCACUUUCUUAUGUGCAGCUGCGCCCCAGGUGAAGCAUCCGGUGAACCACUACCAGUGCCUUCCGGAAAGCCUUGAAGUUUACCAUGACUUUGUCACUGGUGGGCGAACAAAAGCUGCUCGAGCGAGACGGCUGGGUUUCGGAAAGUCCCGGACAGUUUACGUUGACCCUGGCUCCUCGGAACACGUUCUGAAGUUGGCGCCACCACAAGGCCACGGGCCAGAACCGGAAGCUUGGAGACGGCUCCCUCAUAUAGUGCCGUGCACUUUGGAUGCGGGUAUUCACCUGCUCACGCUUUCUUGGAAGAGCUGCUAUGAUAUCAUCUCCACGCAUGUUUUGAGGCAGUCUAGGCUCACUCCACUUUCGGUGUGGAGGCCAGCUCCGCCGGACCUUGAUAUGGUCCGCUACAUGAUGGCACUGACUGCGGAGGCCUCCCGUUUCUACAAUCUCAAGGAUCUUGGCUUUUUCAACUUUGGUGUUGAUGCCCGUGGCUUCAUUAUGAUGUGGGACACCGCAGACUGGCUUCCAUGGGAGGGUCAAAGGGCACACUGGCCGAACAGACAGCGUGCCUCGGCUUUCUGGAGCGCGGUCAAGAGGAGUGUUCCAGACCACUUUCAGGAGCUACUCCAGCUUGUCAGCAACGCCUCGCCUGAGGAGGUGCUGCAACGGCUACGACCACUCCUUACGCAGCACUACAAGUGGUGCCUGCUACAGCAGGGAGUUUUCCUUGGUGACUAG